AUGAGUAUGUCAGUAACUCGAUCAUUUAAUAAGCAAAAUGAAACCAACAAAGGUUUUAGGCAGCAGCGGGUACACGACUAUCUGUAUGGUGAGUUAGCUAACGUUAGCUAGGUAGCUUGUUUGCAAUAAUUAGCUAGACAGUUUGCAACCGAACAUGAACUGUUUUUGUUGUGGAUGUUGCAUUACAGACCCCAUAUAUACUGUAUCCGGGGAAAUGGACCAUGCAAGGGCCAGCUUCAAGGCACAUGCAUCUGUGGACCGGGUGGUAAGUUAAUUAACGUUAGCUAGCUAGCAUAGCAACCUGGACCUAACCCUUACUUUCAAAUGAACUUUCAUGUGAUUACAGAUUCACAAUCAAUGCUCAUCUCUCUCUUCAUAUGUCAGUAAUGUCACAUGUUUCCAUGACUCUAAUGCCCUAGCUAAUAGGACUUUUCCUGACCUCCGGUUCCCAUUAACAGUUUUUCUUAUCAUGCAAGGAUUUAUUUUGAGAAUAAAUUCAAUUCACACCUGAUGAAAUAAUGGUAAUAUUAUUAACCCAAUAAUCUGACAGUAACCCUGUAACCCCGUGACCCGGUCACCGUAACAGCCCUAACCCUGUCAGAGAUCUCUCUCCAUGUCCCCCUGCUCAGAGGAAGGUUCCAGAGUAUGGGUCCAUGUUCAGUCACCUACCUCACCACCCUCGUUAUGCCCUGCGUCUGGACACCACUGACCCUGUGCCCACUUUUAUUGACCGCCGCUGGCGAGGGCACACAGAGCAGCACAGAGAGGCAGUUCAGCAGCUGGCAGGGUAACAAACAUACAUGCUAUCCCUACAGAGGAUAAAUCUUUGGAUACUAUAUUAGAUAGAUUGAAGUUAAAUUCAUACACUAUAUAUACAAAAGUAUGUGGACACCCCUUCAUAGUAGUGGAUUCGGCAAUUUCAGCCACGCCCGUUGCUGACAGGUGUAUAAAAUUGACUACACAGCCAUGCAAUCUCCAUAGACAAACAUUGGCAGCAGAAUGGCCUUACUGAAGAGCUCAGUGACUUUCAACGUGGCACCGUCAUAGGAUGCCACCUUUCCAAAAAGUCAGUUCGUAAGAUUUCUGCCCUGCUAGGGCUGCCCCAGUCAACUGUAAGUGCUGUUACUGUGAAGUGGAAACGUCUAGGAGCAACAACGGCUCAGCCGCGAAGUGGUAGGCCACACAAACUCACAGAACGGGACCACCGAGUGCUGAAGCGCAUUGUGCGUAAAGAUCGUCCUCGGUUGCAACACUCACUACCGAGUUCCAAACUGCCUCUGGAAGCAACGUCAGCACAAUAACUGUUCAUCGGGAGCUUCAUGAAUAGGUUUCCAUGGCCGAGCAGCCACACACAAGUAAAGUUUGGUGGAGGACUAAUAAUGGUCGCGGGCUGUUUUUUAUGGUUCAUGCUAGGCCCCUUAGUUCCAGUUAAGGGAAAUCUUAAUGCUACAGCAUACAAUGACAUUCUAGAUGAUUCUGUGCUUCCAACUUGGUGGCAACAGUUUGGGGAAGGCCCUUUCCUGUUUCAGCAUGACAAUGCCCCUGUACACAAAGCGAGGUCCAUACAGAAAUGGUUUGUUGAGAUCGGUGUGGAAGAACUUGAUUGGCCUGCACAGAGCUCUGACAUUAACCCCAUCGAACACCUUUGGGAUUAAUUGGAAUGCCGACUGUGAGCCCGGCCUAAUCUACCCCACAUUAGUGCCCGACCUCACUAAUGCUCUUGUGGCUGAAUGGAAGCAAGUCACCGCAGCAAUGUUCCAACAUCUAGUGGAAAGCCUUUCCAGAAGAGUGGAGGCUGUUAUAGCAGCAAAGAAGGGAUCAGCUCCAUAUUAAUUCCCAUGAUUUUGGAAUGAGAUGUUCGACGAGCAGGUGUCCACAUACUUUUGGUAAUGUAGUGUAUUUCAUAUUCUUGAUUUACUUGAUUAUUAAGGCACAUGUUUGUCUUUUUGUUUUUGUUAGGGUCAUUCCUGGUGCUCAGUUUCAGGUCACAGGGAGCGAAUACAGCAGCGUGUCAGGCAUUGAUCGUUGGAAGUUUUUCAAGUGGUGAGAGAGAGCACGUUCCCGUAAUGCAGCAGCAGGACAGAGUGGGAUCACAUGGUUAAAUAAUGAAUGGUGUCAGAGAGGACACCAGGGCCUGAAGGAAGACUCAGGCAUCAAAUCAUGACAGCAUCAGAGAUCAUUUGUGUCAUGAGAGUCAAAUUACACAACCGUCAUUAUCCUCGCUGUAGCACCAGCGGCAUGGUCACUGGAUUGAAUGUACAAAAUAGAACCAGUUAAAACCAGUAAUUAUGAUUUUUGUGUCAGUUCAGAUGGAUUUGACUCUGUUUGAGUGUGUAGUGUUGAAGUAAAACAGUGAUUGUUGAGCAAAUGAUGGAUGCAAACGUCUUGUGAAAUGUUUCUGAUUAUGUUUUCACUCAUUCUUCUAUUCCUUUCCCUCGCUCAGCCCCCUGAUCCCCUUUGCACAGCAGGUUCCCCCCAAUGUGGUCUUUGCAUUGCCCAAGUAAGUCAUGCUGGAUACCGCCAAAGUCCCCUGAAAAAUGCUGUAAACAUAUUAGGAACCCCUCUCUUCUCUAUCUCUCUCUUUCCCUUCCUCCCUCCUCUCAGAGCUAACCCCUACUCUACAGUGGAGGGGGGUAAUGAGCAGCUGCCCACUCCAUUCCAGCGCACCAUGGGAGUACAGACUGACUAUAGGGACAGUGAGGCCCAGACGGACCCCUACACCCCUGAAUACGUGGUACGGCCCGGGACGACCCCCCCAGAGCUGCUGACACUGGCCACACUGACAUGGGGUGCAUACGAGCUCAGAGACCCUACCGCUUCACCUCCUGUUGCACCUCUACAAUACUUCUACGGCAGGACAGGCCAUUCUGACCCAUCCUCAAACAUGUUCCAACACUACACAACUCCCUCCACCUUGACUCCUCUGACCCUAACCUCUCUCCCUCUACCCCCACAGGUCGUGGUCUUCCGGCGGGGCUGGCGGAGGUGGAGAUGAUUGAGCGAGCCAGGGUGAAGCGGGCGUGGGAGGCCACCCUGCCACCCAUGGACGACCUGAGUCAACUGGACAAGAGGAAGAGGAUGAUGGACGAGAUGGAGAGGAAGGAGUGGGCCUUCAGGGAGGACGAGAUCCAGAAGUGAGUGAACGAGGGAAUAAAGGAAGGAAUGCACCACAUGAGCAGCUUCAACUACUCUACCAUCUUCUGUUUAUUCUUCCCACCCUUGUCCACCCAUCCCUGCUCUCCCUCCCCUUGCCCCACUGUCAUUCUCCCCCUUCUACCCCAGGCUGCAGGAGGCUCGCCUGGCCCUACUGAUGGGUCUACUGAGGCAGAGGGAGGAGGUUCAAAAAGAGGCCACGGUGGACAGGCUGGACCUCAAGUACUCCCAGCACCAGAGAGACAAGGAGAGCAAGCUCAGCAAGAUACGCAAUGACUACAUCAUCUGUAAGACAAUGGGUGUUUCUCAAUAUGCGUUCUACCGUGCUCCACACUCUGAUGCUCCGAGUGCAUUCUCCGACGACGUUCUCUUGAGUACGUUCUUGUGAGGACGAGAGUGUGGAGAAUGAAUAAAACAUUUUAUUUGAGAAGCACUCGUACUCCCCCUACUGUAUUACCUCACGCUUCACCUCCCCAUUCCCCUCCCCAUUCACUGCGCCACUCGGGAGCCCCUGGUUCGAUUCCAGGCUGUAUCACAACCGGCCGUGAUUGGGAGUCCCAUAGGGCGGCGCACAAUUGUCCCAGCGUCGUCCGGGUUUGGCCGGUGUAGGCCGUCAUAGUAAAUAAGAAUUUGUUCUUAACUGACUUGCCUAGUUAAAUAAAGGUAACAUUUAAACAUUUAAAAACCUUCUUCCAGCCAGGACAAUGGCAACAAUAGACGAAACAAGAUAUACACAUGGCAAACGUUUUACUUCAUAAUUAUCAGCUAGAUAUGUACAUUGUAAUAAUCUGGUUAGCCAGCUAGUUAAACAGGCAAAAAUGACCUAAAACUAAUGUUAUGCAAGGUAGAUGUACAUUUUUGGUGGGUAGCUACCAAUUCUUUGUGGCUAGCUAGGUAUCCAGUUAGCACUAUUGACUUACUAUGGACUUGGGUCUUACUCAUUCACUGAGCCGUCUUCCAGCCAGGACAAUGGCAAUGAGAUGAAACAAGAUAUACACAAAGCAACCGUUUUACUUCAUAACUAUCAGAUAGUUUAACAGGCAAAAUGGACCUAAAACUAAUAUUAUGUAAGAUAUAUAUCAAUUCUUCGUGGGUAGCUAGCUAACAAUGAUUUGUGGCUAUCUGGCUAGCUAACAGUAGUAGCUAGCCAGUUAGCCCUAUUGACUUAUUAUGGGCUUGCGAUCUACGGUACGUAGGCAGGUAAACAUGCCAAAAUUAACACAGCAUGUAUUUAUUAACAUAUCAAGAUCAAAUGUUGUAGUCAGGCAACAUAUGAGAUGUGAAUAGGCAACAUUUCAUUCCGAAGUCGGAGUGUAUUUUCUCUUGCUUCAGCUCAAAUAUUGGCUGCCAUUGAUUUAAAGAACUUUUGCGUAAUUUUUUAUGUGGUUGUGUCAUAUUUCUUUGCAUACUUACCAUUGAAGCUUGCAUCGAUGCAUGCUUAAAAAUAUGUACAAACGGAGUACGCAUUUGACAAGUGCUCCCUGCUCCAUUUAGCAUACUUUGAUUUGGACUCAUACUCCAACCCUCCCUUGCUCCAACUUGCGUGCCCGGAGCACGGUAGAAUGCAUUUAGAGAAACACCUAAUGUCUGACUUCUGUCCAGGGCAAUGAUGCAUAGAAGUUCUGCCUAUUUACAUUUUGCAUGUCAUAAAUCACUGUGAUAUGCUCUGAUAACUGUUUAAACAACUCUAACCUUCCCUUUACCUUUGAUUUAAUACGAUGAGAACAGUGGGGUCUCUUUAUCGUUCUCCUUCUAUUCCACUCUUUCUCCCUCUCUCCUUCCCCCUUUCUCUCUCUCUUUUCCCUCCCUCUCUCUCCUCUCUCAGCGAUGAGGAAGCUGACGGCGAAAAGAAAGAAUGUGGAGAGAAAGUUGGAGCGCCGUGACAUCAUCAAGGACUACUCCAACUACUCAUCUCAGACGUACGCCCCUCUGUCCCGCAUCGGCCUGUUCCCCGACCGCCACUCCCAACGCAACGUGGUCAAGAGCCGCUACCUUGAUACCUACGAAGGUUUGGGUGUGCUGAUCUAGGAUCAGUUUGAUAUUUUAAGAUCAUUAUGAAUAAGAUUACAUGGACAUGGGGGACCUGAUCUUAGAUCAGGUCCUACUCUGAGAAAAAUGAGUACAGACCUUGAAUCUCAAAGUGAUGGUGUUUUAAUAGUGCCAGAUCAUCAAAAUUGCUAAGGUACAGUAGAAGGUAGUGAGCUCCCACUUGUCUUCCUAUCUGUCAAUCACAGGUCUGCUGGAGCUGGAGGCGGGACUUCCGGUCUCAGUGACAGAGCCAUGUAUCAAAGCCCCCGUACCCAAAGUCAGCAAGGGCUUCGUCAAACGCUCUGCACGCAGAGAGAUGGAGCUCAUGAAGACACACCAGGUCACACACACAAACACACACACACACACGCACACACACACACACACACACUCAAAAUAUGUAUAACACUCUUUUUGUCCCUCCAUCUGCAGGCUCUGAAGGAGGAGAAGACUCGUGUGGAGGAGAAGAAGACCCUGCGCUUCCUCUUUAAGACAGAGAAACCUGUUCCUCGACCACAGACCCCCAUGGUGGACGAGCCCCCUGAGGUACAGUACAGUCUGUCUCAACACACCGUCUGGAGAUGUACACUAUCCCCCCUCUCUCACUAUGUGGUUUGUAGCACAUCUCUUUAAUUUCUCUUCACCCUGUCAUUCCUGUGUGUCUCCAGGGGGACGAGGAGAGAGAGCUGGCUGUCAUCUACUUGCAAAAGCUGCUGAGAGGAAGAAGCAUUCAGAACCAGGUGUGUUUUUAUGAAGAGAAUGAUAAGCUGAUCAUAGAUCUGCACUGAAGACCAACCUCUAUGACAAACCAACCUUUCUCUGUGUGUGUCUGAUGUUGUGUGAUGUCAUCUCUGUGCGCCGCUGUCUAUCUGUAUGUGUGUGUGUCAGAUGUUUGAGGGGAAGGAGAAGCGUCUGGAGCUGAUCCAGGAGCUGAGAACCACUCACGCCCUGCAGAGAGAGGAGCAGGAGCUCCAGAGAGCAGACACACAGCGCACACUGGCUCUGCAGAGACAGAGAGACCAACACACACACAAGGUGAGAGAGGAAACACACACACACACACAGGUACAGACACCUCUUUCCUCCUCCAUCCCUCACUCUCCCAUCUUCCUGUCCCAGGCAUCCUUGGUGGAGGGGUACCAGGCCGGUGUGGCAGGGGCGGAGCUUGUGGACAUGCUGGACUUCCUAUCGAAGGAGCUGAUUCGCAUACAGGAGGAACGCAGGAUCCAUGCCUUCACCCUAUUGGCCGAGAGAGACAGGCGCCUCCGAGAGGCCGAGGAGAGUGGGCGGAGACAGAUGGAGGAGAGGAGACGUAGAGAGGAGGAUGAGAUCUUCAAACAGGUGUCUGAGUGUGUGUGUGCGUGCGUGUAUGUGUGCGUGUGUCUGCCUGCAUGCGCACGCCCGUGUGUGUGUGUCGUGUGUGUGUGUGUAAUGCCUGUACUGUCCUGUAGGUGAUGAGGGUGCAUCAGGAGACAGUAGAUCUGUACCUGGAGGACAUCAUCCUGGGGACUCUAGACCGGACAGCAGACCAACAGGCCAGACAGGAGAUACGCAGGGUGGCAGAGGAGGUCAACAACAUCGCCUACGCCAUGGAGGAGACGUAAGACACACACACACACACACACACACACACACACACACACACACACACACCAGGGUUUCCGUUAGCCGGUAAUAGCUGGCUUUUGGCCUAUAAUACUUUUUGAAAAAUUUAAAUUGCCGCUGGCCAAUUGUCCGGGAGAAGAAGAAAAAUUCCAUUGCGAAAUAAUGCUUUUUAGCCUAUUCAUUCAUGGAAAUACCAGUCGAUGUAAAUACAUUUGACUGGUCAUGCUUAUCGGUCUAGAGGUUAAUUUGCAUAAUUUAGUGGAAUUAAAUUGGCGCAUGUAGGCUACAGUAUAUUCGUUAUGUAUCUUAUUUAUCACACGCAUACAACAUACAGAUACAGAGCCUUUGAGCUGAAAAUCUGUCAGACAGCGCGAGAGCUGCUGCUACAGCAUCUCAAAUGACAACGGAAGGCAGGCUUCAUCAGCGCGUCACACACCAUGUUGCAGUGAGCUGGAGGCGGUAGGCUAUGCAUUUUGAAAACAUAUACUUAAUUGUUUGAAACCUGAACGUUUUAAUACAUAUUAUGAGGCAUGUCUUAACUUGCUUUAAAGUAGCCUAUUAGAUCUCCUCUCUUUCUAAAUUUCAAACAGAUAUUUUCAUCUCUGUCGCAUGAAACAACUAGCAUGUGCGGUGCCCUUUAGAUAUGGAACAAACAUAUGUGCAUAGCCUACUGCCCUGUGUGCGCAUUGCUGUGCUUAUAAUGUGAAGAAAUAAUAGUUUAUUAACAUUUUAAGCUAAACGUUCUUAUCUGUUGCACAGGCUCAUUGCUUUUUAAUGUUUUUUUUUAUGUAACCUAGGCCUACUGGCCUACACAACUGUCCCAGAGGCAGUUUGGAAUAGGCUAUUUCUUUCUCGACAAGCUGACCUAUAGAAUAGGUAUAGGUUUCUACUAUGGGGGAUAGUAUAUUAACAGGCUAGUGAUUUUGCUGUUCGUUACUGGUCUUGUUGGCUGAGGAAAAGUAAACAUGGACAGUUAUUCUAACAUCUUCAAAGUGCACAUCAGAAUUCGGUAAGAAGGACCGCACAUCGUUGCAUCCUCGACCUGCAUGUUCUGUUAAUAUGAAUUACCAUAUUCUAAAUGUGAUUUCUGUCACUCCGAGCACCAUGGGUGGAUGCCCUAAUCGGGUGAUGCACCCAAUGCAUAUGGGUCCGGCAGAUUUCUCAAAUGUCCGGUAAAUUUAAAUGUUGCCGGUCAACUGUCCGGCGCCACAUUUUCCUAACUGAAACCCUGACACACACGCCAUCUAACAUACCACCCAUACACACUGUAUCUCUGUAUCUUUGUAUUGCAAAUUGUAAAAGCUGUCCCCUUCUCUGUGUCUUUCUGUGUGUGUGUGUGUGUAGUCGGAGCAGCCUGCAGUCAGAGGAGAUCGUAGCAGAGCUGGUGUACAGCUUCCUGAUCCCUGAGGUGCAGAAGAUCAACGUCAGAGACAGAGGUGGGACGUUUAUUCCCAAAGCACCCAGUACCAUCACAUACUGAUAAUACAUGAUAGCAUAGUAGCACAGUAAUAAUAACAUAACAAUAGUUUAGUCUCUUCAUCUACCUUUCUCUCUGUCUCUCCUUCCCUCUCUCUCUCUCUUGCUCUCUCUCCCCUCCCCCUUUCUUCUCUCUCUCCCUCCCUUCAUCCCUGCCUUCCUCCAGUGCGUCAGAGCCAGCGCAGGCACCUCCAGGCGGCUCACCAGAUCAUCCACGGGGGUGAAGAGAGCUCCGUGGCCCCUCCUCCCGGCCCCUCUGGAGCCCAGCGCCCCCCCUCGCCCUCGGACAGGGCCUCCAGCCAGCUGCUGGAGGAGAUGCUAACCCAUGUGGAACAGGAGCUGGAGGGAACAGGCAGGGGAGAGGAGUAG
This is a messenger RNA of Coregonus sp. 'balchen', 8631 nucleotides long. The record is from the annotation of a GenBank genome assembly. Lineage: Eukaryota; Metazoa; Chordata; Actinopteri; Salmoniformes; Salmonidae.